GUAGAAUACAAAUAUAAUUUUUUGGAAACUAUUCCGGUAAAAUCCCUGUAGUCCAGCCCAAAAAUGUGCAGUCCCUGCUGUAAGGCUUGCAAAGCUCCGCCAGAAUGUUCGCGUUGUCCACCGAUGUGCUGCAGUCCGGGUAUUAGCUAUUGCAUUUUCGAUCUGGAGAGUGCCGUUUUUGACACCCGUCAUGUCUAUCAGAGGGCUCUUGUAGAGCUGGUUUCGAGCUACAAUAGGACCGUUUCUGAACUGGUUCUCAUCCAAUGUGGACCCAUGGAGACGGCUGAGAUGGCCGAGUUGAUUUGUAGAAAGUGCGAUCUUCCCGUGAGUUGGGAGACCUUUCGCUUUCAACUGAAUGAACGCACUUCCGACUUGAUUGCGAAUCCAACUUUGAUGCCUGGAGUUCAACGAUUGGUUACUCAUCUGCGUAAAUGUUGCAUGGGUCUGGGAUUGGUCACCUCGUGCUCCGAAUCAAUGUACUGCACCAAGAUUCGUGAUCGGGAGGAUUUCUUCGACAACUUCUCAUCGGUGAUCUGUGCCGAUGAUGCGGAGUUGAAGGCCUCGAAACCGGAACCAGAUGUCUACCUGAUUGCCAUGUCGCGACUCGGAGAUGCUGGACCCGAUUGCACCCUGGUCUUUGAUGGCACCACCAAGGGAGUCCAGGCUGCGAGGGAUGCCCGACUGCCGGUGGUAAUGUUGGCCGAAAAGGAGCUUCCCUGCUGCUGGUCCGAGUUGGCCUCUUUGCGGCUGGAAACCCUGGAUGAAUUCGAUCCGGAGCAGUUUAAUAUGCCACCGUACAGUUGCACUGAACCGCCACCUCGAAAAUCCAAGGUAACAAGUCGUCGUAGCUCACAAAAUUCUGGAGGAAGUCGGCGGAGCUCUGCAGCUAGAAGAAAAGCUGCCGAGGAUGCGGAGGCCGAUGAGGGAGAGGAGGAAGAAGACGAGGGCGAGGAAGUGGCCUAA
Drosophila takahashii is the source of this 963-nucleotide messenger RNA. Its product is annotated as probable pseudouridine-5'-phosphatase. Lineage: Eukaryota; Metazoa; Arthropoda; Insecta; Diptera; Drosophilidae. The record is from RefSeq and is a predicted model, not a curated record. Gene Ontology annotation, molecular function: phosphatase activity.